GGGGAGGGAGGGUAACAGAAUUACUGAUCGAAGAUGCUUCGACAUUCAACUUUUAAUAGCACAAAGAAGAAGAAUAAAAAAAAUUGAAGUCCAACAAAAAUUUAAUCAAUUUCUGCCACUACUACUACCACCACCACUACUACUAGUAGUAGUACUACUACUACUACUACUACAACUACAAAUACUACUACAACUACUAGUUUUACUACUGCUGCUGCUGCUGCAAUUGCUGCUGCUACUACAACUACUACUACAACUACUACUACUAAUACUAAUACUACUACUACUACUACUACUACUACUACUACUACUACUGCAGGUCUUCUGCUGCUACCAAGAUAAACAUCACAACGGUAACCACAAGACGAAGAGUACUACAACCAGAACCAGUUCCUCUGCUCGUCAAAAACUGGAUAUAUAUAUAUAUAUAAGACCUUCCACAAAUCAACAAUUUUCUUCAUUCACCUUUAUUUUACUUUUUAUUGGGUUGUUUGUUUCAUUUUUGGAAAGAAAAAAAAUCAACAAGACUUCUCACCUGUUUGAAAUAUAAACACAUACAUAAACACACUUAUACACAUACAUACAUAUACAUACAUACAUGUAUAUAUAUGUGUGUUCACAUAUAUAUAUAUACAUGUUCGCGCACAUAUAACAAUACACGCACAUAUAUAUGUAUAUAUAUGUAUAUGUAUAUCUAUAUACACAUAUAUAAAUAUAUACACAGUGUGACAACUAAUUCUAAAACUGGAAUACAAUCCUACGAGUGAACAUUUACCGAUGUAUUGAUGAGGAAGAGAAAUGGGAGAAUGAGAGGACAGAAUUAACUGCAAUAUGCUUUUAAAAAACACAAGGUAAAAAACAUGCAUUAAAAAAUUUUAUACAGCUUUAAAUCGACAGGGACGCUAAAAUGAAUUCUUCAAAAUUCUUAAGCAAAGACGACUUGUUUGCCGAUGUGAAGGUACCAAAUGACUCAAAAUUGAAAGAGAUAGAACAGAAUUUCAAUGAAAGUGAAUGGCUCAAUAAAUCUAAUCCAUGUGGUGUUAAUACAACAGGAUGGCUUCUGCAGGAACCAAUCUGUUCAACUCGUUACGAUUCCUUCGUUGUUCUUUUAGCUGUAGCGAUAAUUCUGGGAUUUCUAAUACUGCUGACAAUAUUCGGCAAUUUCAUGGUGCUUCUAGCUUUGUACAAAUACAAAGGAUUAAGAACUUUAUCGAACUGCUUGAUAGGUAAUCUAGCGAUAAGUGACUUCUUGUUGUCUGUCACAGUACUUCCAAUCUCAGCAAGCUACGAUAUCCUUGGCUAUUGGGUGUUUGGAAACAUUACUUGCAUGUUAUGGUUGUGCAUAGAUGUUUUGUAUUGUACUGCUUCUAUUUGGGGACUGUGUACAAUUGCUGUCGAUAGAUACACAGCCACUGUUUACCCGAUAUGGUACCAAACACAAGAUACUUCAAAGCGAGCCAUAUUUUACAUCAUUACUGUUUGGCUCUUUUCUAUUGUAAUCUCAAUUGCACCAUUCAUUGGCUGGCGCCAUAUUCUUACAACAUUUUUCCAGUUCAAUAGCUUAAUUAAAGCUCAUGACUGUAUCUUGUUCAUGACAAAGAGUUUUGUACUCUACUCAGCAUUUGGUUCUUUUAUAAUACCAAUGUUUUUGAUGUUUUUUAUCUAUGUGCGUAUUUUUAUGGAACUACGAAAACGGUCAAAGGCAAGACAAGCAAAAAUCCAGGGCCAGACCCAGUUCAAAAACUCUAAAGAGAAAUCUACCGUGUCUUCACCCAAAACAGAAGAAACGUUUGAAAUGCAUCCAUUGGAGAAACAGACAACCAAUGGUAACAUGUGGCCGACUGACAACCGUCAGAGCAGUCAGUUGUUGUCCAUUGAAACUGAUGAAUCUGCUUUGACCGAUGAUGACCAUGCAGACAAAACUGCAACUUUGGUGAUGUCGUCAGAGAGUGAUACGACUAGUAAUGCCAAACUGGAAGGUCAACUUCUGAAGUGUGCACCAGAGACAACCGACUCGGAAAGAGAGCUGCUCAUGGUUACAUCGACUUCCCACAGUGACUCAGAAAAAGAAAACUGCACCGCUGCAACACCUGCAGCAGAUUCAAAAGCAGCACUGGAGAAAUCUGAGGAAUCGGUCAAUGCUAAAGUUUCCAAGACCAUGCGCCAGAGAGCCAUUAACAUCAUUAGUGAGCUCUCAAAGAAUGAUUCCAAGUCGCGCAAAGGAAAACACAGGGUUCACACUCUACAGAAAAUGCCAGAAAAGUCGACAAAGCCAGCGCUGAUGAAUGCCAAUGUCAAACGUCGAUUUGAGCAGCGAGAACAGCGAGCAACUAAAAGAAUGGCACUUAUCAUGGCCAUUUUCUGCCUUUGUUGGAUGCCAUUCACCUUUAUGUAUGUAAUUCGUAGUUUCUGCUCAAACUGUGGAAUCAAUCCGCAUUUGCAAUCUUUUAUCAUCUGGCUUGGUUACGUCAAUUCAACUCUUAACCCUUUACUCUACACAAUCUUCAAUGAGGAUUUCCGUAAAGCUUUCAUUCACAUCAUUUUAUGUCGGAAAGUCACAGCAAAGUUCUGAUCACUAAUUCUUCUUUAUAAAACUACAUGGGAAAUACCUUUAGAAAAAAAUAGUCUGAAAUGUUCCUAGAUUAGGCUUACCAAAAGAAAGGAACACACCAAGUCAUACAAUUGUCCCAUUGAAUAGAAAUUGAAAGGAAAAAAAAUUAAUAAUAAUAUUUGCAAAAAAAAUUUAAAUUGUGUAAUUUUUUUUUCUAUUAUUUGGUGAAACUGAUUGUUUUCUAAUGCUAAAAUUAAAUCAAUUUUUAUGUUUUUAUCCAUGAUAUGGGAAACAAUUAAAAAUGUUUUCAGACGCAUUCUUCUUUAAUAAUAAAAAAUAAAUUUUGCAUCUAUGAGUGAAAAUAUGUGCAUAAGCACAUGUGUGUGUGUGUACAUGUGUGAAUGUGUGUGUGAGAGAGUUUGACACAGAGAGAUGCAGAGAGAAAGGGGGAGAAGAAAGAGAAGGGUGGAAAGAUGAAUUAUUAACAGAAACAAAAAAGACAAACCAAAACUAAAAUAGCUAAUUAACAAAAAUAUACGUUAAAAUCUAAAUAACAUUCCAGUUUGUUCAUUGCAUAUUACAAAAUCUUCAUUAAAAUUUGUUGUGUUUUCUGUUGAUAUUUUAUUUUGAUAUUCUUUGAUUUUGGGGUUUCUUUUUAAUUUUUUGUUUUUCAAACUCUCUACAAGUUAUUUGUUAAUGUCAAGAAUUGAAAAACAAAAUUCGAAUUUCAGAGUUUAUUUUGUGAUUUCACCUCCUCCUCCUUCUUCUUACAAAUUUACACACAUUUACACAUAUAUACAUAUACACGAAUGCACACAAAUAUAUGUGCAAAAAGAUACACACUCACACACAUAUAAAGUCAUAUACGUACGCACAUACAUAUGUGCAAAAACAUGCACACCAACAUACACACACAUGCAUAUAAAUUCAUACAUGUACACACAUAUGUGCAGAAACACACACUCACACACAUAUUAAUUCAUACAUACAUAUAUAUAUUUACAAAAACACACACAUAUAUAUUCAUACAAGCACACAUAUAUACAUAUGUGCAAACACACACACACUCACACACAUAAAUUCAUACACAUACACACACAUAUAUGUGCAAAAACACACACACACACACACACAUUAAUUCAUACAUAUGCACACACACACGCAUAUAUAUUUGCAAAAACACACAUUCACACACACAUGAAUUCAUACAUGUACACAAUAUAUAUAUGUGUGCAAAAACACACACACACAUAAAUUCAUAUACAGAUACACAAACAUACAAAUACUAAAACGCAACCAUACACAGAUCUAUAAACAUGCAAAGAUGCAAACACUAAGACACACAAUCACAUAUACAAUAUUAAACCAUACACACACACACACAUAAAUUACAAAUAUUAAAAAAGACACGCAUACAUGAAAAACACACACAUAAACAUUUGCAAAAAACAUACAUACACAUGAUGUUAAAACAUGCACAUGCAGGCACCAAAAUAUAGAAGCAUUCUAAUACUGAAACACACAAACAUACAUACAUGCAAACACACAGGGCCUACGAAGUGGAGGGGUGUAGAGGGUCACAUUGUAUCUGGGACCAAAAGUUUUCUGGGAUCUUACAAAAUGUUUGUAUAUAUCAGAGACUAACACUGACAAAGGGAGAGUGGCCCACAACUGAAACUAUGUACACACACACACACACACACACACACACAACUACUAAAACACAGACAUACAUCCACACACAAACAUGCACACAAAAAUACAGAUACACAUACUUAUGUUAAAACACGCACACACAUACACUAACAUUAAGACACACACACAAUCUACCCACACACACAUUACCCCUCCUCACACAUGUCUCUUAUUCUCCCUCCUCUUCCUACUCCCCCACCUGGUCCAGCUUCACCCAAAGAACAUUUUUUUUAUCUAUUCUUUUCAUUUUUUAGUAUAAUUUAAUUUGUUUUUUUUUUAUUGUAAAAGGGUUAGGAUGUUGGUGUGUAGGAAAGAAAGGUGAAAGGUUGUCCUUCCUCCCUCUCUCUCUCUCUCUCUCUCUCUCUCUCUCUGUCCCUCUCACUCACCCUCUCUGUCUAUCCCUCCCUCUUUCUCCCUCCUUCUCCCUCAGUCUAUUCCCCCCUCUCUGACCUUACUUUCUAACACCUCAGACAAGUAACUUUCUUAGUUACCACAUUCUUGUCACUCACUUCAAUAAUUCUUGGCAUAAAUUGAUUUUCAAAAACUCAACUCAAAACCUCUCUCUCCCUCCUUUUCCAUCCCUCUUUCUCUCCCUCCUUUUCCAUCCCUCUUUCUUUCUCUCCCUCCUUCUCUACGUUCAUUACUUUCACCUCGAUGAUGGAAUCAGAUUGAAUUCUAAUGGAAUUUUGACAACUUUGCUUUUUCUUGCACAAAUCAGAAAAUGAAAACAGAAAACAAAGAAUGAAAAAAAAACAUAAGCUUGUAAAAAAAAAUUAGAAUUUUGAGGAAUAAAAGUUAUUGUCAUUUGAGUCUUUGAAAAGAUGACAUCCUUCAAAGAAUUUUUUUUUUUUUAUCUUUAAAAAUGGGAGGAAGCAAAAUUUAAACAUAGCAGUUUGACAAACAGAUAUUGUUAAAAUAAACAUCUGACUGAAAUAAGUAAUAAGGUUGAUAUGAACAACUAAAACCUUUAGCAGUUGUGCUCCAGCAUGGCCACAGUCCAAUGACUGCAAACAGUAAAAGUAUAUAUAUAUAUGUAUAAUCUAUGCUAGAACAUUUCUUCAAAAUUCCAUGAAAAUAUAAAAAAUAUUAGGACUUCUUUUUUUCUCCUCCAUAAAAAAUUUCAAAAAUAAUCUAUAAAUAUCCAUGUUCUGGCAAAAAAAAAAAAAAUUAGAAAAAAACUUUUUUUCUUCAAGUAUGUCGUCUUGGAAAGACAAGUGGUUUUAUUUUUAAAAAAAAUUAAACUGUAGAUGGUCAACAAUAAGCAAUGCAGCCAACUGCUGACCAUCGCAGUGGAUAAAUCUGCAUAAAAUGAUGACCAGACUCAUCAUGGUAAAAACAACAAUAUCCACAGUAUUGAUAAUGUGCCCCAGAAAGUUGAUGCCAUUAUUAAAGGUGCAGGGGGUCACCUAGCAGCUACUGUUGAGGUUCAUAGUGGAUACAACUGGCUCAAAAAAUAGGAACUUCGCAGGGUUGUUUCUUCUCCAAUUGAUUUGUCCAUGAAAAGACAAGUGAAAAAAGGGUUGAUUACAGCACCACAGUGAAUUCCAUUUAUUUGGUCAGCCAACAAUAGCAAUGCCAAUUCGAGACGCAUUCUUUUAGGACCUUUAUAUGCCGUUAUCAGAAUAAUAUGGGGAAUGAAAGUAGUAAGAGCUUUUAUAAACAGCUGCCACAGCUUCUAACUCGUUUCUUCUUCCAUUUUCCACAGAAAUUGCUUCACAAAAGACUACAAAAUCAGUUUAAUUGUCCUCUUAUGGACUAUAUUAAUUAGUUGUUGCAUUCGUUUAAUUUCUAUACACUGCAUGAAAGCUGCAGCUAAGAAACAACUACAAAAACAAACAAAACAAUUGGCUGUGUUUGUUUUAUUUGUUUGUAUUUAUGUAUUUAUUUAUUUAAUGCUUCCUGUGUCAUAAAACAACAAUCGUUUCACAUUUCAAUAUGAGUUAAAAGGACUGAUGUCUACUCAUCUCUAUUCUUCCAGCCCACAUACAAACCUCAAUGAUAGCAGCUUGCCAUAAAAUGUAGGCUUAAUUAAUAGCAAGAGAAUAAUUACUAAAAUGUAGUCACAAAUUGUAUUAUGGAGUAGACACAGAUUGCACUGAUUCCUUGAGAGAUAAUGCACCAAAAUGUAGAUUUAGCAUCACUGAAGUAUCGACGUAGUAUGCACUAACAUGUACAGGUAAAGUACUCGUAGACAGAAUGUGCAUGAAGAUGUAGGUACAAAGUUCCUGCAACAGUAUAUCCAAUUUUCUUUAAUGUCACCCACAAGCACCUAGACAAACCAGAAGCACCAUCACCCACCCACCAAAGCCAGUUUCUUUCAGCCUUUUCUACUCUUGGUUCAAAUACUAAAUUUCCAGAUAGACACCAAACUAGAUUCUGGUGCUAAUAUUUUAUCUCUGUUCCCAAAAUUCUUGGCCGGGUUUGUAAAGUUCUUCCAAAUAAAUGAUAAAAAAAACUCUAUCGUCUCUCAUCCAUUACUUGCCACUACUGCCCCAUACCAUAAAAAUAAAAACAGAUAAAUAAAUAGAACCUUCCUGACACACAAAAAGAGAGGCUGCAGAAUAUGAAAACAGAGUGGAGGCAUUACUAGACUGUUAUGACAUAUGUCCAUUCUACAUCAGAAUGGACGUACAUCAUGUUUGUUUGUCUAUUUAUGUACUAUAGAGACUGAAGUAACAACUCAAUAACAACAUCAAUAAUAAUAAUAACAACAACAACAGGCAGACGUGGAGUAAUGAGAGUAUGUCACUGAUGAGGUAGCGAAUGGCGACAAAAGGACUCUGACAAACUGAACAAAUUGAUUGACCACACAAUUAAUGAAGCAAUCCACCAGUUAAUUGGUUAAAUGGAUGACUAAUUGAAUAACGACAACAACCUUUUCUACUAUAGGCAUGAGCCCUGAAAUUCUGGGAGAGGGGCUAGUUGAUUAUAUCAACCCCAGUGCAUAACUGGUGCUUAGUUCAUCGCCCCUGAAAGGAUGAAUGGCAAAGUCAACCCCAGUAGAAUUUGAACUCAGAUCAAUAAUAAUAAUAAUAAUAAUAAUAAUAAUAAUAAUAAUAAUGUGGAGUCUGGAAGCAGAAACAAUCUCUGAUUAUAAUAAGUGCUUUGGGAAUGAUUAGAAAAAAAGUAGACAAACAGAUAACCCAAAUCCCAGAACAUAUAAACAGGGAUAAUAAAGAGAAUGGGCACAAGAGGGGGGAACAUCACGUAUCAGAUAGAAUACUAUCAAAACAAUCGAAAUAACAAAAACAAAAACUUUGCACAUACCAGAGUGCAGUGCUGCAUUAUGUAGUGCAGUGCUGCAUUAUGUAGUGCAGCGAAAGCAUAGAAUAAAAAUAUUACUGAAUGAUGAUGAUGAUGAUGAUGACGACGACGAUGAUAAUUCCCUAUUUGUCACAAGGAUGAUGUAAAAGGGAAUGUUAUAAGGACAGAUUAUGAUUAAUAGUGGAGGUUUUUCACAGAAUUGGUUCUGGAAAAAUAAAACAGGAAUGGAAAACAUCAGAAUACAAGAACAAUAAAACAAGGUAUUCCAGUAUAGUGAGUGGUGGCAGCUAGGGUCCCUUAAGGGCCAAUCAAGGAACCCAAAACAUCCAAGAUUGCUCUGAAUGCUGAGAACCACUGCUGUUCCCCAGUUAUUUUCUUUACCCUACAGAUGCAUGCUGACAGUUGGCCCAUUCACCCUUAAUAUUGGCACUAUGUCUUCCACCCCACACUGUCUCUUCCACUUUACACUAACUUUUCCAUCCUACAUUGCCUCUUUUACCCUUCAGGGUUUCUUCCACCCUGAGAGCCUACAUAUGGUUUCCUUUCUUCCAACAACUACAGCUGACCAGAUCAACAGGGUACUGGUCUCUCAGCAAAAGAGUCAGACAUUUAUACCUGUCCCAAGUCUCCAGUUGUGUGCCUCUGGCAGAGACAUGUCUCCAUUAAUAGGUACUCCAAAAAGCAGGGGCAGACUGAGCCGUUGGUCAAUCAGGCACUGCCCAAGGGCUUGGAGCUGUGAGGGGCCUGCACUCUACAUGUUAACUUAUCAAUGCUAAGGGGCCUGGUAAACAGUUAUGCCCAAAAGCCCUUAAUUCUCUCAGACUGCCCCUGCCAGAGAGGUACCCUACAGAUCACUUGUAUAAAUGCAGUAUAUGGACAAUAAGCCCUCUGUUAUGAACAACAGCUCAGAAUCAAAUUCACAUUCAAACUUCUCAAAAUCCAGUAACACUUACAAUGUACUUUUAUAGAACAGUCAGCUUCUUUGGGGGUAGCAAACCAAUUCUGAUGCAUCAUUCCUUCAAAUCAAUGCAUAAUGAUAGCAUUUCAAUCAGUUCAGCAAAUAAUCCGAUGGAUCAAUAUGUGAUGGAGCCAACCCCACCCCUUCUAUGCAUUCCUCGACACACUAUGAACCUGACAUCAAUCAUUGUGCCAACAAACCAUUCUAGAGAGAAAUUCAUAUUCAUUGAUUUGUCUGGAGUUCACAGACAGUAGAUAACAAGCUCAUAUUUUAACAUGAGUCAACUUUAUUCAAGGAGACUAAAACUCACACAUUUAAAGAUUCAAUCAACGAGACUUGAGAGCAGCAGAACUUUCUUAGAGUUGUCGCCAAUUUUACGCUAAUGUUGUUAUUCUUAUCCAUAUUGUUUGUUGUGAUUCUCUGCAUGGCUAUAAUCUUAAAUGAAACGUUUCCCUUCUAUGAAUGCGAUCUGAAGAAUAGCCAAUUAUUUAACAAGGCCGACUGAUAAUAGAUGUGGCAUUGAUGAACGAAAGAUUGCAAUGAAUAGGCUCUCACGCCAAACAUGCACUAUUUCAUGCCAAGAAUGUAUGUAUGUUUAUAUGAAUGUGUGUAUAUAUAUGCAUAUAUAUGCGUGCAUGUGCCUGUAUGUAUGUAUGUAUAUAUAUAUGUGUG
Molecule: messenger RNA, 9140 nt
Organism: Octopus bimaculoides (California two-spot octopus)
Lineage: Eukaryota; Metazoa; Mollusca; Cephalopoda; Octopoda; Octopodidae
Product: octopamine receptor 2
Biological process (GO): G protein-coupled receptor signaling pathway
Cellular component (GO): plasma membrane
Molecular function (GO): dopamine neurotransmitter receptor activity, coupled via Gi/Go; octopamine receptor activity
Source: RefSeq, a predicted model, not a curated record